This is a messenger RNA of Exserohilum turcica Et28A, 1577 nucleotides long. RefSeq lists its product as uncharacterized. The transcript has 5 exons. The coding region runs from base 1 to 1503 and encodes 500 amino acids. Gene Ontology annotation, molecular function: heme binding; iron ion binding; oxidoreductase activity, acting on paired donors, with incorporation or reduction of molecular oxygen. NCBI's taxonomy places the organism in Eukaryota, Fungi, Ascomycota, Dothideomycetes, Pleosporales, Pleosporaceae. The record is from RefSeq and is a predicted model, not a curated record.
AUGGUGUACUUGGAUUACUUUGUACCUACGUUAUCGCUAACCGAUAUCCUUAUCUUGUGUCUCAAGGCACUCGCCAUAUACUACAUUAACUGGCCUCUACUAUGGGCGCUAGACCAUAUAACUUUUGACCCUCUUGCUAAGCUCCCUGGACCGAAAUUGCGCGGUGCAUUUCACUUCCCCGACUACUGGUCGGUAGUUACCGGAAACACCCAUCGAAAAUGGACUGCGCUUCAUAAGCAGUAUGGAGAGGUGGUGCGCGUCAGUCCAGACCUAGUGUCGUUUAUCAAUCCAGAAGCAUGGCGACAAAUCUACGGUCAUGGCAAUACCCAGCCGAUGCAAAAGGACCCAGUUUUCUACUUUCGUCCACCGAGCGAUAUCAUUUCUGCUAACGACGCCGACCAUGCACGCAUCCGACGUCCGCUCAACCACGCUUAUUCGGAGCAGGCUCUACGUAGCCAAGAAAGCAUGAUCAAUUCAUACGUUACGCUUUUGAUACAAAAGCUUCGCAAGCGGGCAGUCGAAAACACUCCAGUAGACCUUGUGCAGUGGCUGAAUUUCACCACAUUCGACAUCACAGGCGAUUUGACUUUUGCAGAGUCCUUUGGUGCUCUCGACCAAGAGACCUACAAUGUAUGGAUGGCUAAUUUGUUCAAUGCCUUCCGCUUUGCGACUAUUCUCAACGUCAUCAACCGCUACCCGAUCAUCGGUACACCACUGAUGGCUUUGUUGAAACGAGUACCCGCGCUGGCUCGAGCUGAGCACCAGCACAAUGUAUAUACUGAAAAGAAGACUACGAAAAGACUAGCCACCCAGACGGACCGUAAGGACUUUAUCAGUUACAUUCUCAAAAACAAAGGCGCAAUCACAAACUACGAACUCGAGCAAACCAGCGGAACUCUCAUCGUCGGCGGCAGCGAAACAAUCGCCACCCUCCUAAGUGGCCUAUUCUACCAUCUCCAGCGAAACCCCCAAUGGAUGGACAAGCUGCACGAAGAAAUCCGCACGUCAUUCGCGUCUGAAUCCGAAAUCAACUUCGCUUCCCUCAGCCAGCUCAAAAUCCUAAACGCAAUCAUCUACGAGACUUUCAGAAUCUACCCACCGGUUCCUACAGCCCUGCCCCGCGUCGUACCAAAGCAGGGCGCAACGAUAUGCGGUCACUGGCUCCCUGUUGGCACCAGGGUCGGAGUACCUCAGUACGCAAUGUACCAUUCCUCGCUCUACUUUACCGCGCCAGAGGUCUUUGCCCCAGAGCGCUUUCUAGGCGCCAAAGAAUACGAAGCCGAUAAGCGGCAUGUCAUCCAGCCAUUUAGCGUCGGACCGCGGAAUUGCAUCGGGCAGAGUCUAGCGUGGGCGGAAGCCAGGACCAUAAUUGCGAGGUUGGUGUGGCAUUUUGAGUUUGAGCUUGUGGAUAAGGAGGCGAAGUGGGAGGAUCAGCGGGUUUUUGUACUGUGGGAGAAGCCGAGUCUGAUGACGAGGUUGAGGGAGAGGGAGGUCGCCAUGUGAAAUGGAAAUAGUGCAAAGCUGGUCGGUAGCGUUAGUAUGAAAUUGCUUAUCUUUUCGUGUAGGGCCAUCUUCAG